AUGUUCGCAACUUCGAGAGCGCAGCUCUUGUACCUGAGCGCCCUCGGCGUAUGGGGCCUCUGGGGUUACGCCUUCUUCAACGGCAUGUUCGCGCGUCUGGACACGGCGACCCGCACUCUCCGGCUCCCGGACGGUCGCCCCCUGCGCUCGUCGUACACGGGCCUGGCCGCCGUGGACGCCCAGCUCACCCUCCUCUCGGCGUUCUACGACGUCCUCACGAACUCCCUCACGUCCGGGCCGCGCCUGCUCUUCUUCGACAUAAACUACGCCGUGGCGUGCUCGAACCUCUGGGUCCUCGUCGAGUCCCGCCGCCGAGGCGUCCGCUCCUGGUUCCUGAAGUACCCGGCCUGGGCGAUGGUGCUCUGCAACGUCAACGGCGCCGCCAUCGUCCUGCCGCUGUACCUGUACCUCGUCUGCCGCAGCAAGGCCCGUCUGCGCGACGCCGCGAUCCCGGGGCACCAGGCUGCGGCACUGCCCGCGACGACGCUGGCGAUUCUCCUCCAGCCGCUGCUCGUUUUCGCCCCGGCGUGGACGGGGCGCAGCGGAACCGGUCUGCACCACGGAUGCAUCGCCCUCUUCCAGGCGGCUCCGGCAGCCGUCUCGGCCUUCCAUCUCGGCCUGUCGUCGGUUCUGUCUCGGACGAGCCGAGGCACGUCGCGGUCGUCGAAGAGAUGGGUCGUCGCAUCUCUCAUACUCGCCGGCACCGUCGCAUCGGCCGUCCACUUCUACACUGUGGCCGGCGCUCUGCUUUCUCGAGAUGGGGAUUCGUCGCUGACCAGACUGUUCAUCCCCAAGACCGGCUUCGCCGACCCCGUACACUCUCUGUCGCAGACGAACGGUCUGCCCGCCGAGUAUACGGCGCUGUUGGAGAAUUUCCACUUGUUCUCGCAAUGGGACUGGAUCGUAGUCAGCCUCACGAGCAUAGUGUUUGCGCACUUGCUUCUGUCACGUCGGGAUGGGGCUGACGGAGGGAAGCCGGGGAAGGCCAACACGCCGACCGAGGUUCAGGAGCUGAUCUACCUCACCGCGGCUACGGUGUUCCUAGGUCCCGGGGCCGCUGGAUCGUUUGCACUAGCGAUACGCGAGGCUAGGCUCCCAUAG
Messenger RNA from Colletotrichum navitas, 1101 nucleotides. RefSeq lists its product as uncharacterized. Lineage: Eukaryota; Fungi; Ascomycota; Sordariomycetes; Glomerellales; Glomerellaceae. The coding region runs from base 1 to 1101 and encodes 366 amino acids. The transcript has a single exon. The record is from RefSeq and is a predicted model, not a curated record.